Lontra canadensis (Northern American river otter) is the source of this 6971-nucleotide messenger RNA. Its product is annotated as serine/threonine-protein kinase WNK1-like. The transcript is spliced from 24 exons. Gene Ontology annotation, molecular function: protein serine/threonine kinase activity; potassium channel inhibitor activity; chloride channel inhibitor activity. NCBI's taxonomy places the organism in Eukaryota, Metazoa, Chordata, Mammalia, Carnivora, Mustelidae. The record is from RefSeq and is a predicted model, not a curated record. The annotation marks the transcript as partial. Gene Ontology annotation, cellular component: cytosol; cytoplasm. Gene Ontology annotation, biological process: negative regulation of sodium ion transport; monoatomic ion homeostasis; protein phosphorylation.
UCUCCUUUAGCUGACGGGACGGUUGACAGUGGUCAAGGAUCUUCUGUCUUCACAGAAUCUCGAGUGAGCAGCCAACAGACAGUUUCAUAUGGGUCCCAGCAUGAACAGGCACAUUCUACUGGCACACUCCCAGGGCAUACAGCUUCUGUUGUCCAAGCACAAUCUCAGCCCCAUGGGGUCUAUCCACCCUCAAGUGUGGCACAGGGGCAAAGCCAGGGUCAACCAUCCUCAAGUAGCUUAACAGGCGUUCCAUCUUCCCUACCCAUACAACAUUCUCAGCAGCAGCAGGGAGUACAGCAGACAGCCCCUCCUCAACAGACAGUGCAGUAUUCACUUCCACAGACGUCAGCCUCCAGUGAGGCCGCUACUGCACAACCAGUCAGUCAGUCUCAAGCUCCGCAGGUCUUGCCUCAAGUAUCAGCUGGAAAACAGCUUCCAGUUUCCCAGCCAGUAUCAACUAUCCAAGGCGAACCUCAGAUCCCAGUUGCGACACAACCCUCAGUUGUUCCAGUCCACUCUGGUGCUCAUUUCCUCCCUUUGGGACAGCCACUCUCUACUUCCUUACUCCCUCAGUAUCCCGUCUCUCAAAUUCCCAUAUCAACUCCUCUUGUGUCUGCGGCUCAGACAGGUUUCUCAUCCCUUCCCGUUACAAUGGCAGCUGGCGUUAAUCAGCCUCUGCUCACCUUGGCUUCAUCUGCUACAGCAGCCGGGAUUCCGGGGGGACCAACUGUGGUUCCUAGUCAGCUUCCAACCCUUCUGCAGCCUGUGACUCAGCUGCCAAGUCAGGUUCACCCACAACUUCUGCAACCAGCAGUUCAGUCCAUGGGAAUACCAGCUAACCUUGGACAAGCUGCUGAGGUUCCACUUCCCUCUGGAGAUGUUCUGUACCAGGGUUUUCCACCUCGACUGCCACCACAAUACCCAGGAGAUUCAAAUAUUGCUCCCUCUUCCAGCGUGGCUUCUAUUUGCAUCCCUUCUACAGUCCUAUCCCCUCCCAUGCCUACAGAAGCACUGGCUACACCAGGUUACUUUCCUACAGUGGUGCAGCCUUUUGUGGAAUCGAACCUUUUGGUUCCUGUGGGCAGUAUAGGAGGACAGGUUCAAGUGUCCCAGCCAGCAGUGAGUUUAGCCCCCACUACAUCCUCCCAGCAAGCAGCUCUGGAGCAGAAUGAAAUGCCAAUGUGGGGGCCUUGUUGCCACUGGCUGUUCUGUUGGGAAAGUACUCAGGGAGUCUCUCAAGUUGCUCCUCCAGAGCCAGUGCCAGUGGCGCAGGCACAGCCUACCACUUUGGUCUCUUCUAUAGACAGUGCACAUUCAGAUGUUGCUUCGGGAAUGAGUGAUGGCAAUGAGAAUGUCCCAUCAUCCAGUGGAAGGCAUGAAGGGAGAACUACAAAACGGCAUUAUCGAAAAUCUGUAAGAAGUCGCUCUCGUCAUGAAAAGACUUCACGUCCAAAAUUAAGAAUUUUGAAUGUUUCAAAUAAAGGAGACCGCGUAGUAGAAUGUCAGUUAGAGACUCAUAAUCGGAAAAUGGUUACAUUCAAAUUCGACUUAGAUGGUGACAAUCCUGAAGAGAUAGCAACAAUUAUGGUGAACAAUGACUUUAUUCUAGCAAUGGAGAGAGAGUCAUUUGUGGAUCAAGUACGAGAAAUUAUUGAAAAAGCUGAUGAAAUGCUCAGUGAGGAUGUCAGUGUGGAACCAGAGGGUGACCAGGGAUUGGAGAGUCUGCAGGGAAAGGAUGACUAUGGCUUUGCAGGUUCUCAAAAGUUGGAAGGAGAGUUCAAACAACCAAUUCCUGCAUCUUCCAUGCCACAGCAAAUAGGCGUUCCUACCAGUUCUUUAACGCAAGUUGUUCAUUCUGCCGGAAGACGGUUUAUAGUGAGUCCUGUGCCAGAAAGUCGAUUACGAGAAUCAAAAGUUUUCACUAGUGAAAUAUCAGAUACAGUUGCUGCCUCUACUUCUCACGGCGCUGGAAUGAACUUGUCUCACUCUGCUUCAUCUCUUAGCCUGCAGCAGGCCUUUUCUGAACUUAGACAUGCCCAGAUAACAGAAGGGCCCAACACGGCACCUCCCAACUUCAGUCAUACAGGACCAACAUUUCCAGUAGUCCCUCCUUCCAUGAGUAGCAUUGCUGGAGUCCCAACCACAGCAGCAGCCACACCUUCAGUAUCAGUCCCUGCAACUAGCAGCCCUCUUACGGACAUUUCCACAUCAGUAAUUCCAUCUGAGAUUCCAGUGCCCACUGAAACAGGGAUUGGUGGAGUUGCCACCUGCAUAGGCGUGAUACCUUCAAGUGGUCCCCCUGUACCACCUGUAUCUGAAUCACCAGUAUUUUCCACAGUGGUUUCGAGCAUCACAGUACCUACAGUUGUCUCGAUAUCAGCAACAUCCCAGCCAGUUCAGGCUCCCACAUCUGGGAGCACUGUUUCUAGUGUAGGCACUUUGCCUUCUACAUCAGUUUCAACAACUUCAGCCUCUGCAGUGGGCAGUGCUGCUGCCCCGGGUGCUAAGCCUCCACCUGUACUAUCUCAGCAGGUGGCGAGCAGUGCUACUGGGGCGGCCACAUUAACAUCUGUUCCUGCCACCACGCCAUUCCCCAGCAUAGCUCUGCAGCCGUCUCUUCAGCUUAGCAGUAGCACCUCUGCUCCAACUCUAGCCGAAACAGUGGUGGUUAGUGCACACUCACUAGAUAAAACAUCUCAUAGCAGUACAACUGGAUUGGCUUUGUCCCUCUCUGCAUCAUCAUCUUCCACCCCUGGAGCAGGAUUAUCUAGUUCUGUUUCUCACACUGGUGCGGUGCAUCCUUUGGUCACCCCAUCAGCUGUAGCUUCUACUCCUGCCCUUCCUCAAGCAGCAGGACCUACUUCUACACCGUUAUUACCCCAAGUACCUGGUAUCCCACCCUUGGUACAACCUGUUGCCAGUGUGCCUGCUGUGCAGCAGACACUAAUUCAUAGUCAGCCUCAACCAGCUUUACUUCCCAACCAGCCCCACACUCACUGUCCUGAAAUAGAUGCUGACUCACAGCCCAAAGCGCCUGGAAUUGAUGACAUAAAGACUCUAGAGGAAAAGCUGCGGUCUCUCUUUAGUGAACACAGCUCAUCUGGAGCCCAACAUGCAUCUGUCUCACUAGAGACUUCACUGGUAGUAGAGACCACUGUCACACCAGGUAUCCCAACCACUGCUGUUGCACCAAGCAAGCUCAUGACUUCCACUACAAGUACAUGCUUACCACCAACCAGUUUGCCAUUAGGCACAACUGGUUUGUCAGUUCUGCCAGUGGUCACACCUGGGCAAGUUUCUACCCCAGUCAGCUUUGUGUCAGCCCCAGUCAGCACUACACCGGGAGUGAAAGCUGGAACUGCUCCAUUGAAGCCACCUUUAACUAAAGCUCCAGUGCUGCCAGGGGGUACUGAACUUCCAGCUGGUACUCCACCCAGCGAGCAGCUGCCACCUUUUCCAGGACCUUCACUAACUCAGUCCCAGCAACCUCUGGAAGAUCUUGAUGCUCAGCUGAGAAGAACACUUAGUCCAGAGACUAUUGCAGUGACAUCCACAGUUGGUCCUGUGUCUGUGGUGGCUCCAACAGCAGUUACGGAAGCAGGAGCACAGCCUCAGAAGGAUGUUUCUCAGAUCGCAGAAGGUCCUGUCCUAGCAACUACUAGUUCAGGAACUGGUGUUUUUAAGAUGGGACGAUUUCAGGUUUCCGUUGCAAUGGAUGAUGUCCAAAAAGAGGGUAAAAAUAAGUCAGAAGAAACAAAGUCUGUUCAUUUUGAAUCCAGUACUUCAGAGUCCUCAGUGCUAUCAAGUAGUAGUCCAGAAAGUACGCUGGUGAAGGCAGAGCCUAAUGGGAUAACCAUUCAUGGCGUCUCAUCAGAUAUGCCAGAUAGCGCCCACAAAACUCCUGCCUCAGAAGCGAAGUCAGAAACUGGGCAGCCUACCAAAGUGGGACGUUUUCAGGUGACAACUACAGCAAACAAAGUAGGUCGUUUCUCUGUAUCAAGAACUGAAGACAAGAUCACUGAGGCAAAGAAAGAGGGAUCAACAGCAUCUCCUCCUUUCCUGGAUUUGGAACAAGGUGUUCUCCCUGCUGUGAUACCAAAGAGAGAGAAGCCUGAACUGUCAGAGCCUUCACAUCUGAAUGGGCCAUCUUCGGACCUGGAGGCCGCCUUCCUUAGCAGGGAUGUGGAUGAUGGUUCAGGUAGUCCACACUCCCCUCAUCAGCUGAGCUCGAAGAGCCUGCCUAUCCAGAAUCUAAGUCAAAGCCUUAGUAAUUCAUUCAACUCCUCUUACAUGAGUAGUGACAAUGAGUCAGAUAUUGAAGAUGAAGAUUUAAAAUUAGAGCUGCGAAGACUGCGAGAAAAACAUCUUAAAGAAAUUCAAGACCUGCAGAGUCGCCAGAAGCAUGAAAUUGAAUCUUUAUAUACCAAACUGGGAAAGGUUCCACCUGCUGUCAUUAUUCCCCCAGCUGCCCCUCUUUCAGGGAGAAGAAGGCGACCCACUAAAACCAAAGGCAGCAAAUCUAGUCGCAGCAGUUCCUUGGGGAAUAAAAGCCCCCAGCUUUCAGGUAACCUGUCUGGUCAGAGUGCUGCUUCAGUUUUGCACCCCCAGCAGACCCUCCACCCUCCUGGCAAUAUCCCAGAGACUGGGCAGAAUCAGCUGUUACAGCCCCUUAAGCCAUCUCCCUCCAGUGACAACCUCUAUUCAGCCUUUACCAGUGAUGGUGCCAUUUCAGUACCAAGCCUUUCUGCUCCAGGUCAAGGCUGUGCGAAGUUUAACUGUGCAUCUGAACAGGUGACAUUCAAACCUGGUGGCAGGAGGACCCGAUUUCUGAGGAAGAUGGUGAAAAAAGUCUGUCCUUGCAACCAGCUCUGUAGGACCAGCAGCACAAACACCGUUGGGGGAACAGUGAACAGCCAAGCCGCCCAAGCUCAGCCUCCUACCAUGACGUCCAGCAGGAAGGGCACAUUCACAGAUGACCUGCACAAGCUGGUAGACAAUUGGGCCCGAGAUGCCAUGAAUCUUUCCGGCAGGAGAGGAAGCAAAGGACACAUGAAUUACGAGGGCCCUGGAAUGGCAAGGAAGUUCUCUGCACCUGGUCAGCUGUGCAUCUCCAUGACCUCAAAUUUGGGUGGUUCUGCCCCCAUCUCUGCAGCAUCAGCUACCUCUCUAGGUCACUUCACCAAGUCUAUGUGCCCCCCACAGCAGUACGGUUUUCCAGCUCCCCCCUUUGGCACUCAGUGGAGUGGAACAGGUGGCCCGGCACCACAGCCGCUUGGCCAGUUCCAACCUGUGGGAACUGCCUCCUUACAGAAUUUCAACAUCAGCAAUUUGCAGAAGUCCAUCAGCAACCCCCCAGGUUCCAACCUGCGGACCACUUAGACCUAGAGACAUUAACUGAGUAGAUUUGGGGGCAGGAGAUGGAAUGCUGAAGGGUGGGUGGGAGGGGGGAAAUGGGAAAGUAGCCUAUAUACUAACUACUAGUGCUGCAUUUAACUGGUUAUUUUUUGCCAGAAAGGAAUGUUUUUAAUACCGCUUAGAGCCCUCAGAAUUGAGACUGUCCCUCCCCUUUCACCAUUUAUUGGAGUGGAACAAGAAGAAAAGAGCAGCUUUCUUGUGAUGGGGCGGCUUCAAACUAUGCUUUCCUGUUUCUCUACACCCAAUAGUUAGGGCAAGAAAAGAGAAUCAUUUAUCAGAAAGCAACAAGAGAGCUCAGUGGAAAACCAAACCCAUCUGUAUUUUCAAAUGGGUGGAGCUCUUAAUUUUGGUACCCACCCCAAAUCCCUUAUUCCCUCAAGAACCUAAACCACAAGACAAACAAAACAAAACUAUUGGGCUCUCUCCUACCCUGUUCCCCCUCCUUUUUUCCUUUCUUUGUUUUUACUUUUGUUUCUUUCUUUCUUUUUGGUUUAGAACCCAGUGAAAAACACCAGGGGACUGAGGUUUCAACCCUUUCUUAUAAUAGGUCAUUAGUGCUUUAAGCAAAUGAUAUUAGCAGCUUUGACUGCAGCAUUAGCAAUUAGGAAAAAAAAAUUAAGUCCCCUGCGGACAUGUAACUUUGCCAUCAGUUUUGAUGUGGAAACACUGUGAUAUAUAAAUGUUGUUGGACAACAGUAGUUUUAAGAGUAAAAUAUGAAAGGUUUAAAAAGUUGAAAAAAAAAAAAAAAGCAAGCUCUGUCCUUUACUUAUUGAGACACUUUAGCUUUUUCCUUUGUAUUUCCAUUGUAGUAGAUAAAUAAAUGUGAAUGUAAGAUUGUAUAAAUUACUGUACUUGAAUACUUCUGUUCUCCCAGUAUUGCUUGCUGGAUAUUUUAGUGCCUUGGACUUCUACUGCUUCUGCCAUUAGCACCAACUUCUCAUCAGACCCCAGGUCAGCAGAGGGCAUAUGGAAGGCUACUAGGUCCAUGUGACCCCAGCAGAGGAUUAUGCCAAAGGGAAACUGAGUGUUUUGUUCUGUUGUUUGUUUUGUUUUGUUUUGAAGUCAUUCAGUUUUGUCUAGAGCAGGUGUAAGAUGAGCAGGGUGAGAAGUUAAGUUGACAUCAGUGGUUGAAAGCAGAAAGUUCCUGUUUCAAGAACAGUAAGGAGGGGUGUGGUAACAAAAUUGAGCAAUUUAAAAGAUUAAGGGUGGUGUGUGAUAAAUGAAAGGAAGACUAAGAACAGGAGAACAGACUUGUCAGGAAGCUGUGUGCUACCUGGCCCACGGGGUGCCAUGAGCCUUACUUAAUCGUCAGGCUUGACAGACAAGACCUAGUGGAAAUGGCUGAAUAGAAAGGGAAGGGGGUGGGGGCUACUUUUUAAGUUGGGAAACGUUGAUAGUGGAAAGUCACCGAUGGAGAAAGAUGCUCUAAGAAAAACUUUGCUUUCCUCUUGUUGCAAAUAUAUCAUGCAUUUCUCAGCUUGGGGUACUGUAUUUUGUGGAGAGCGGACCCACAUCUGAAUUAAGCAUCAUAAGACAGAGGGCUUAUUCCUAUUCA